GACACCUAUUUGUCUAACUUUGAUGUUCGUUCUUCUCUAGGUGGUGAUGCUUCUAUUAUUCCAAUUAGGGGAACAGCGAACCAUCUUUCUAAAUCAGUGAAUGGACGUAAUGUAACUGGACAGUCAGUGCUGUUCAGUAGUAACCAAUAUCAUAGGGGCCCAGAAGAUAAAAGGAAAUCAGAGAAGAUGGCAAGUAGUCAUAUAAUCAAGGGAAUGAAGAAUGCUGAUGGUGGAUUUUUUCCCACGGUCACUGAGGAUGUGGCUGUUCAGCAAGUAUUUGCGAAACCAGAAGGCAGCAUGAAUCCAGAUUGCUGUGAAUGUUCUGAAGAAAUGCAGGCAGCUAACAAGGAGACCAACGUUGGCAAACUGAAGGCAGUAGAUGUUUAUAGAACUGGAGCAAAGUGUGUACCUGGAGAGCUGAGUGACACCCUAAUACCUGGCAUAGAGUAUCACUGUGUAGGGUUAUUACGGGUGAAGCCAGGUCGUGGGGAUAGAACGUGCUCUAUGUCCUGCAGUGAUAAACUGGCUCGCUGGAAUGUGUUGGGGUGUCAAGGAGCCCUUCUGAUGCAUUUCCUGCAGUAUCCAGUGUAUUUGUCAGCAGUGGUAGUGGGGAAGUGUCCAUAUAGCCAAGAAGCUAUGCAGAGAGCAAUUAUUGAAAGGUGUCGGCACAUCUCAUUGUUACCAGAUGGUUUUCUCACUCGGGAGGUUCAAUUGCUGCAGUCAGACCUUCAGUUUGAACAUAGCCGUCAGGCCAUCCAAGAAGGUCAGAUUAGCAGCAAAAGGAAACUUGUUCCCUGUAGCGCAGCUAUCAGUUGGAGUGCAGUUCCAGAGCGACCUCUGGAUGUCACCUCAGAUGGCUUUCGGCAGGGAACUACAAAGAAGGGGAUUGGAAGCCCUCAGAGCAGGUUUGAGAAUACUGUGAUAUCUGGAUGCACAUCUUAAUUUUCAGCCUCUCCUUUAGGUCACUGUGGUGUGUGAUGCAUUGUUGGAGCAGAAACUUAAGGUCUGGGAAUAAGUAAAUAUUGUGUAAGGGAGAGAAAGUGAGAGGAACUCACUUUCUUUAAGGGCUGAGAAGUUUCCUAUUUCUUGCUUGUUGCUGUUAAUAAAGAAAAACGUUGUUAACAAUGUUGGUGUGGAACUAUGAUAAUUUUUUAUUA
Meleagris gallopavo (turkey) is the source of this 1157-nucleotide messenger RNA. It is a transcript of the gene ADAT1, whose product is annotated as adenosine deaminase tRNA specific 1. The record is from RefSeq and is a predicted model, not a curated record. Gene Ontology annotation, molecular function: adenosine deaminase activity; tRNA-specific adenosine deaminase activity; RNA binding. Gene Ontology annotation, biological process: tRNA processing. Lineage: Eukaryota; Metazoa; Chordata; Aves; Galliformes; Phasianidae.